AUGCUACCCAAGUUACUAACAACAUCAUUAUUUUUGUUUCUUGUUUUAUUUUCAUCAAAUUUGAAGUUUAAACUAUUUGCUGAUGCGGCCACUGAGGACAGUACCGACAGUAAAACACCACCAGUUACGGUCAAGGGGAACGCAUUUUGGAUUACUAACACCUCUUCCUCAACCAACACCACUAGAUUUUAUAUAAGAGGUGUUGACUAUCAACCGGGUGGAUCCUCUAAUUUAACUGAUCCAUUAGCGGAUGAAGAUGCAUGCGCCCGUGAUGUCAAAUAUUUCGAGGAAUUAGGUAUAAACACAGUAAGGGUUUACACCAUAGAUAAUUCCGAGUCACAUGAUUCUUGUAUGAAGAUAUUACAGGAACAUGGUAUCUACUUGAUCUUAGAUGUUAAUACACCAACUUCAGCUAUUGACAGAGAUAAUCCCAAAUGUUCAUAUAAUGCAGACUACUUGCAGAAUGUUUUUGCUACUAUUGAUGAAUUUGCCAAGUUUGACAAUGUUUUGGGAUUUUUUGCUGGGAAUGAAGUUAUCAAUAACAGCACCAACACUUAUACAGCACCAUAUGUGAAAGCAGUUGUCAGAGAUAUGAAAAAAUACCUCAAGGCUAGAAAUUAUAGACAGAUUCCAGUUGGGUAUUCUGCUGCCGAUGUAAGUAGCAAUAGGUUAUUAACUGCCGAGUAUUUUAAUUGUGGUAAUGAUUCAGACGCUAGAAUCGAUAUGUUUGGUGUGAAUGAUUAUUCGUGGUGUGGUGAUAGUUCAUUUACUCUUUCUGGGUAUAGUCAAAAAGUGGAAUUAUACAAGGGUUAUUCUGUUCCUAUAUUUUUAAGUGAAUUUGGUUGCAAUGAAGUUGUCAGCUCAAGACCAUUUACUGAAGUGCAAGCUAUAUAUUCGGACAAAAUGAGUGGCGUUUUCAGCGGUGGUCUAGUUUACGAGUAUACUAACGAAACCAAUAACUACGGAUUGGUUCAAAUAGAUCCAGACAAUAGUACCAAUGUCACCAUUUUACAGGAUUUUACUAAUUUACAGAAGCAAUAUGCUAGUGUCGAAAAUCCUAGUGGUGAUGGUGGGUACAGUGAUAGUUACAAUUAUUCUACUUGUCCAAGCUAUGAAGAAGGUACAUGGGAAGUGAACAUUACUAUUCCUGAGAUGCCAACCGCUGCUAGUAUUUACUUUAAAUCAGGGGCAGGUCAAGCGUAUGGUACUGGUCUAUCCACAGAAUCUGAUUGCGUAGAUGAUGAUGAUUAUGAUGAUAGUAGUAGUAGUAGUAUGAUUAGUGCUUCAUCAAGCACCGUUCACACAAAUACUAGUAGUAUUAUUAGUGCUAGUAGUAGCAGUAUCAUCAAUAAGAGUAAUAGUACAAGUAAAAGUAACAGUACAAUUACUACACACGCUAGCAUUACAAGUAACAGUACAAUUAUCACACGCAAUAGCAGUACAAGUAACACUACAAUUACUAAGCAUGGUAGCAGCACUAUUGUUAAUACGAAAUCUAUUACUGAUUCGAUCAUUUCAUCUAACUCAGCUGAUAAAGAUGCAUCUGCUACUGCAUCUAGUUCCAUUUUGAGUUCAAAUUCUGAUAGUUCUGGCAGUUCUACUGGCACAGCUAAGUCCAAAGCUUUAGCUAGUCAUAAUAUUGAAUUACCUAUGAUUAUACAAGCUAUUUGCUCACUAUUAAAUAUAUUUAUAAUUUGA
Saccharomycodes ludwigii is the source of this 1698-nucleotide messenger RNA. RefSeq names its product 1,3-beta-glucanosyltransferase (gene GAS5). Bases 1 to 1698 code for a protein of 565 amino acids. Gene Ontology annotation, cellular component: cytoplasm; fungal-type cell wall. Gene Ontology annotation, biological process: fungal-type cell wall (1->3)-beta-D-glucan biosynthetic process. The record is from RefSeq and is a predicted model, not a curated record. The transcript has a single exon. Gene Ontology annotation, molecular function: 1,3-beta-glucanosyltransferase activity. NCBI's taxonomy places the organism in Eukaryota, Fungi, Ascomycota, Saccharomycetes, Saccharomycodales, Saccharomycodaceae.